Molecule: messenger RNA, 2652 nt
Organism: Misgurnus anguillicaudatus (oriental weatherfish)
Lineage: Eukaryota; Metazoa; Chordata; Actinopteri; Cypriniformes; Cobitidae
Source: RefSeq, a predicted model, not a curated record
AAAUUACGUAUUGAAAUUAAGCUUUGUAACUGUUCAAUUAUAUUGUAAGCCCCCAAGUAUGGCUUGAUAGAAUCCACAUUGGAGUCCGCAUGCCUCACUGGCUGCGCAGUUUGAUCGUUGUGUCACAUAAAACUAUCGCGAGAGUACUGCUUUUAAAUCGUUCUCGCGGAACGUUGACGUCAUCCGGCCGUCGAUUCUUGCGGCGCCGAAUGAAGUCGAACAAACCUAUUAAGAUGCAAUCAGCUGAUCGAUCUGUACAGAGCCAAUCUGCCAUACAAAGUUAGGUAUGAUUUCUAUGGCAGCAAAAGCAGAAACCGAGAAUAACUCGGACAUGACACCAUUGACAAGCGACCCAGAGAGGAACGCUUUCUUUUGCUAAUUCUUUGGAUUCAAACAUGGUUAAGGUUAUGCAAAAACUACAAAGACUGUUACCAGUUGGACAACAGAAUCCAAUUUGAGCUCAAGACAGAGAGACAGUCAUGUUUGCAAUUCUUCUGAUUGUGUCAAUGUUUAGCCAAGGUCUCACCAUAGUGAGCUACGGAAGAAGUUUCAUCACAGCAUUUCCAGAGAACGUAGCUUACUUUUACCCAAACACCUUCAGUAGUCUGAGAGUCACCGCCCUCCAUCAUGACACAUAUGUCAACAUCUUCCACAACGGCAGCAGCACACCAACAAAGACGAUUUCAGACCUACAGAAGGGCCAAACUGUAACUGUGGCGUUUCCAAAAUCUGUUGAAGUAUAUCAAGUACUCAACGUCUCCACUAAAUCUAUCCGAAUCACCAGUAACAAAUACAUUGCCGUGCAUUCUGUCAGUCAAACGGAUUACAGUACUCAGAGCAAUGUUGUUCAACCCAGUGAAAAUCUUGACACACAUUAUUUGAUCCCUUCUCUGAACUACACAAACCUUCUCACCACAUUUAGCGUAUCACAGUCAGCCUCCUUUUCUACAAGAUACGGCUCGUUUAGGCUGAUCAUCAUUAAUGCUGAGGACACAAAAAACAAUAUCACGAUAGUCAAGAACAUAUUAGCCAAAGAUCAAUUAGUGAACUUCACGAUCCCAUCAUAUCAACUCAUCCAACUGCAGGCCGAUGCUUCAAUGAAGAUGAUUAACUCGAGUAGUAAAAUAGCUGUGCUGCUGACUCACCCGUGUCUACUUAAAGCAGACUGUAAAUGCAGCAUGAUAGUCAAUCAGAUUCUUCCUGUGAGAUUUCAGGGUCAGAACUUUGUUGUGCCUUUUAUUCCAGAAAUUAAACCAAGCUGGCUAUUUAUGACAUCAAACAACAGGGCAAGCUCGCUUUUUCAAAAAGGUACUAAACUGACUAGUUCGUCAGGGUUCCUGUCACUUUCAGAUCCAGAUGAACCCCAGUAUGUUAACACGUCGAGUAACGUGUCCCUAAGACUGAUCAGUCCAGGACUUUUCAUUGAAUUGAUCCAAGAAAACAUGUUUGCUGGCUGCUACCUGCUGCAGUUCUAUACAAACAACUUCAGGAUACUUGUGAUAGCUGAAACUGUCAACCGAGAUAAUUUACACACAGAUAUGGGAUUUAUUAAAGGCCUCCAGUGGACAGAGAUUUCUGGCACAAAAUACUCUUCAGUUGAAUUUAGUUUAAAAGAUCGUGAUUCGACAGUUGUCUGGCAUUCAAGCUCAAAAAUCGCUGUUUAUAUACUGGAAGAAACUGACAAGAUCGUUUAUGGAGGCCCAGCUAUACCUAUAAAUGAAAAUCCAGAUCCAUCUGGCUGUAUGGUUCCUGGAGAGUUUGUAGUUGGAGAUAAACCUCUCAAAUGGACUGAGUCUUUGGCUUACUGCACAAACCAUAAAAGAGAAUUUGCCUGUCCUACAAAUGAAGACAUCCAAAUGGAGUUGGCCAGGCAAGUUAACAAAACCAAUGUGGAGGGUUGGAUCGGUCUACGUCGUAGUCUAAUGACUACAGCAUGGUACUGGCAGAAGCAAACAUCAUCAUUAACAUCACCACCACCACCACCACCUGUGAAUUAUGUUUAUUGGGCCAAGGGACAAUCACAGAACAAACUGAAGGGCUUUUGUGCUUCAUUGUCACUGGAUGGUUCAGAUAAUUUUAAAUGGAAAAGUGCAAGCUGCUGUCAGAAAAAGCUUCCUGUCUGCUACAAGCCCCCUAUGACCAUUACUCCUUUGUCUUUGUCUGAUACAUUAUACAUUCCUUAGAUUAUCAUGCAUAUUUAUUGCACAACACAUAUAUCUCAUUGUAUUUUUACCUGCCUGCUAUUCUUACAAGUAACAGUCAUUGUAGUUUCUGGUGGGAAAUGCUAAAAAUAUAUGUAGUCCACUUAUAAUCCAUGAUUGUAAAACUGAGACAAAUACCUUUGUAAAGACAUAGGAUUUCUGUUAACUUCAAAGACAAAACAUAACAUAUCUUAUUAUUUUAGUAGUUUGAAAUGAAAGCAGAUUUUUAAACUGUACUUUAAGUUCUUUAAACUUUUUUCCUCAAAAGUGUACCCAGUUUCCAAAACUUGUUUCCUGUUUUUUCCUGAAUCUGUAUGAAUCAAUGUUAUUCCUUGAAAGAUUAAUAUAACUUAUUAUUAGUACUGAAAGUUAUGUAAUCUGUUAUGAUUUUAUAUCAGCUAAGUGGUUUCAUAACUAAAGACUUUAGUAAAAUUAUUAAUUAACCCUCAUA